Osmerus eperlanus (European smelt) is the source of this 3187-nucleotide messenger RNA. Its product is annotated as extracellular calcium-sensing receptor-like. The transcript is spliced from 11 exons. The record is from RefSeq and is a predicted model, not a curated record. Gene Ontology annotation, biological process: G protein-coupled receptor signaling pathway. Bases 92 to 2749 code for a protein of 885 amino acids. Gene Ontology annotation, cellular component: plasma membrane. Lineage: Eukaryota; Metazoa; Chordata; Actinopteri; Osmeriformes; Osmeridae. Gene Ontology annotation, molecular function: G protein-coupled receptor activity.
AAGGAGCAACUACUUCUGAGCUAGGGGUUAUGGGUGAGCUUCCGUGCUGUGGUUUGACUUGGCAGACAUCGUUGGGAAGUCUUUAGGAUCAAUGCUUAAUUUCCUCUGUUUUGCGGUUCUGCUGUGUUGGGGAGUCCUUAUCUCCCAGACCCAGGACCACCAGGUCCAGGUCCAGAACCACCAGACCCAAGCCCAGGACCACCAGACCCAGGCUCAGCAAUGCAGUUUGAUCCAUGGCUCCAUGUCCCUGCCGGUGCUCCAAAGGCCAGGAAACAUCACCCUGGGUGGCCUCUUCUCCCUCCAUGACGCUGUUCUGGAGACGGACCUCUCCUUCGCCACCCUGCCUGCUGCCAUGCGCUGCACGGGGUUUAACUUCCGGACGUUCCGCUGGAUGCAGACGAUGAUCUUUGCAAUCGAGGAGAUCAACAGGAAUGCUAGCCUGCUUCCAGGCGUAACCCUGGGUUACAAGAUCUACGACUCGUGCAGUAUGCCCUACCACGCCCUCAGGGCCGCCAUGGAACUGAUGGAGGGGGACGGAGGGGUGGGGGAGGUCGGGGGAGGGCUGGGGGGCACCUGCUCAGUUUCGGUUCCUGUGGUGAUUGGAGACGGAGGGUCGACCCAGUCUCUGGUUGUGGCUCGUUUCCUGGGAGUGUUUCACGUGCCACAGGUGAGUUAUUUCUCCAGCUGUGCGUGUCUGAGUGACAAAAGUCAGUUUCCUGCCUUCCUCAGGACCAUGCCUAGCGACUUCUUCCAGGUAGAUGCGUUGGCGCAGCUUGUCCAACACUUCGGCUGGACCUGGGUGGGCGUGGUCGCUGGUGAUGAUGCGUAUGGGAGAGGAGGAGCCCAGAUCUUCGCUGAGAAGGUACAGAAGCUGGGGGCUUGUGUGGCUCUGCAUGAGAUCAUCCCCAAGAACCAUGAAGAGGCUGCCAUGGCUACCAUCGUGGCUGACAUCCGAGCCUCCAAGGCUGGGGUGGUCCUGGUGUUCGCCCUGGAGCAGGAUGCUGGAGCUCUGUUCGAUGAGGUGCUCAGACAGGGGCUGACGGGGGUCCAGUGGCUGGCCAGCGAGGCCUGGAGCACGGCCUCGGUCCUCUCCAUGCCACCCCGUUACCGGUCCAUCCUGCUGGGCUCCUUGGGCUUCGCCAUUCGCCGGGCGCACAUCCCAGGCCUCCAGGACUUCCUGCUCCGCCUGCAUCCCUCCAGCGCCGAGGCCAAGCUGGACCCCUUCCUCAGGCCCUUCUGGGAGGCUGUGUUUGGCUGCAGCCUGAGCCAGGGGUCCAUCGUCCCUCCGUGUUCAGGCAAGGAGAGCCUGGGCACCGUGAGGAACAUCUACUCUGACGUGUCACAGCUGAGGAUCUCCUAUAACGUGUACAAAGCUGUGUACGCCAUCGCCCACGCUCUGCACGACCUGAGGGGAUGUGAGGCUGGCCGCGGGCCGUUUCCUCUGCAGGCCUGUCCAGACACAGACAGCUUUCAGCCCUGGCAGCUGCUGCAUUACCUGAAGCAGGUGGACUACACCAACGCGUUCAACGAGGAGACCAAGUUUGACGAGAACGGGGACCCCGUAGCCAUGUACGACCUGGUGAGCUGGCAGGCGCGGGCCGACGGCCAGGUGGAGUAUGUGACGGUGGGAAGGUUCGACCAGACCGUCAGCGUGGGCAGGAGGAAGCUGCAGAUCCAGGAGACGGACAUCGUCUGGAGCAGCAACCAGACCACAGCUCCCCUCUCUGUGUGUAGCUCCAGCUGCUUCCCAGGAACCAGGAAGGCCAUCAAGCCCAACCUGCCUGUAUGCUGCUUUGACUGUGUGGUCUGCACAGCAGGGGAGAUUAGCAAUGAGACAGAUGCUAUAGAGUGCGUGCGCUGCCUGCCAGAGUUCUGGUCCAACCCUGACCAUACUGCCUGCAUCCCCAGGCAGUUGGACUUCCUGUCCUACACGGACACCAUGGGCGUCACGCUGCUGGCACUGGCUCUGACAGGGUCCUUCUGCACCACCUUGGUCCUCCUCAUAUUCGCCUGCCACAGACAGACGCCGAUCGUCAGGGCCAACAACUCAGAGCUCAGCUUCCUGCUCCUCUUCUCCCUGACUCUGUGUUUCCUGUGUUCUCUCACCUUCAUCGGCCGGCCCUCUGAGUGGUCCUGUAUGCUGCGCCACACAGCGUUUGGGAUCACCUUUGUCCUCUGCAUCUCUUGUGUCCUGGGGAAGACUAUAGUGGUGCUGAUGGCCUUCAGGGCCACACUUCCAGGAAGUGAUAUCAUGAAAUGGUUUGGGCCUCCACAGCAACGAGCCAUCAUCCUCAUGUGCACACUGGUACAGGUGGUGAUCUGUGUUGUGUGGCUGGCUGUGGCCCCUCCCACCCCUCACAGACUGAUGAGCCAUGAGAACGCCCAGAUCAUCCUGCUCUGUGAUGAGGGCUCAGCCCUGGGCUUCUCCCUGGUCCUUGGGUACAUCGGCCUGCUGGCCUCCCUCUGCCUCCUCCUGGCCUUCCUGGCCAGGAAACUCCCAGACAACUUCAACGAGGCCAAGCUCAUCACCUUCAGCAUGCUGAUCUUCUGCGCCGUGUGGGUCGCGUUCAUCCCAGCUUAUGUCAGUUCUCCAGGGAAGUACACGGUUGCAGUGGAGAUCUUUGCCAUCCUGGCCUCCAGUUACGGACUUCUGGCCUGCAUCUUCGCCCCAAAGUGUUACAUCAUCCUGCUGAGACCUGAGAGGAACACCAAGAGACACAUCAUGGCCACAGCUGACAAGAGGUUCUAGUCUAUUUACCUAACCCUCAAACUGAGAAAUAUAUAAAACAACACUCAAAGGCUUGCUUUUUUCUCAUGCUGGGAAAAUAUUCAUGACCAGAACUUUGGUGUUCUGGAACCAGAAAUCUUUAGCCGCUUAGGAUGUAUGAAUCUAUGUAGUGUUGUUUAGUUAAUGCAUAACGUGCAAAAAAUCUAUAAUGCAAUCAUUUAGAUUGUAAAAGCAUAGUAUUGAAUAUUGUGUAUGUCGUGUGAUUAACAACGUUAAAGAGAGAGGAUAGGGCAUAACUAUGAUGUGGUGGUAGUGUUUAACUGCAGUUAACCUCUUGCAAAUCAAGAGGUUACAGGCAAAGACUUCAACCUGCAUGUUGCUUUGGAUUUGAAUGUGUUAGCUAAAUGUACACAUUAAAAGUUCAUCCUUUAGGUGCAACUCUUACUCCUAACCACAUGA